UUGGAAUAUACGGCACUGAAAGUGAAACCUGAUCACAGUUUCAGUUUUUGUUGAGGAAAAAAAUCACUACUACAACACUCUACUUCCUAUAAGUACUACAAGGUUCUAAGAACAGAGUAGCACCAUUAGGAUUACAUUAUAUACACGAUUAGGUUUCAGCACUUGACAAUGAAACGCACUUUGUUAGGAGGAUCAGUUUCAUCGCGUUUCAUGAUUUCUUCUACUUCAGAUGAUACAGCAUAUGGCUCCCCUCAUUGGAUUGGUAAAGGACUGACCUGUGUUUGUUUCAAGCCUAAGGGAAACUGCCAACCCGUCUGCAUUAAUUUGACCCCUUUACAGGAGGAAAGGCUUAGAAGAUUGAAACGCAGAAUGAAAGUUUACUUUGAUGCUUCCAAGCUUGAUCACCAGGAUGCUUUGAGAGCUCUUUGGUCUGCUUCAUUCCCUGGUCAUGAGCUCAGAGGUUUGGUUUCUGAUCAAUGGAAGGAAAUGGGGUGGCAAGGAAGAGAUCCUUCUACUGAUUUCAGAGGAGCUGGUUUUAUAUCCUUGGAGAACCUCCUAUUCUUUGCUAAGACAUUCUCCACUUCUUUUCAGAAUCUUUUGAUGAAGCAAGGAAGAAAGGGAGUUGUUUUCGAGUAUCCCUUUGCUGUUGCUGGUGUAAAUAUUACUUUCAUGAUUAUGCAAAUGUUAGACCUCGAUGCAGCAACCAAACCCAGGACUUUCAUUAGAACAGUUUUUCUACAAAUGCUUUCGGAAAAUGAAUGGGCAUUUGAUUUGCUUUAUUGCGUUGCAUUUGUGGUCAUGGACAAACAGUGGUUGGAGACAAACGCUACGUACAUGCAAUUUAAUGAUAUCUUGAAAUCAACGCGAGUUCAGCUGGAGAAAGAGUUGAUGAUUGAUGAUGUUCUACGGAUUGAAGACAUGCCUUCUUAUAGUCUUCUUUCUUGAUAAAAGGCUCAAGUUGAUCAUUACUAGCAUAACUGUUAUUCAUCUCCAUCAUUUCUUACAUUAUAUGAUAUCUCUGAACUAAAGGAAACUCCUUUAGAAGUGUUUAUGAGAUUCUUUGUUUGCAAGUUUUGACUAAUUAGUGAUAGGGAGAGAGUUUAGAAGAUGUGGAUCAAUUAAUUGACCAAAUUGUUAGACAGGUUUUUCACCCUGUAAUGUAAUGUUACUGCUAUUCUAGAAUCAUUGAUUGGAGCUGAUACAUUCAUUAUGUUGA
Lathyrus oleraceus (garden pea) is the source of this 1216-nucleotide messenger RNA. RefSeq lists its product as uncharacterized. The record is from RefSeq and is a predicted model, not a curated record. Bases 169 to 945 code for a protein of 258 amino acids. The transcript is spliced from 9 exons. NCBI's taxonomy places the organism in Eukaryota, Viridiplantae, Streptophyta, Magnoliopsida, Fabales, Fabaceae.